Messenger RNA from Nematolebias whitei (Rio pearlfish), 551 nucleotides. Its product is annotated as transmembrane protein 241-like. The transcript has 5 exons. The annotation marks the transcript as partial. Lineage: Eukaryota; Metazoa; Chordata; Actinopteri; Cyprinodontiformes; Rivulidae. The record is from RefSeq and is a predicted model, not a curated record.
UGUGGUGCUGCUGGGCCUCGCCGCUCACCCGACAGGUGACCUCACCGGUGCCUUAGAGUUCCCGUCUCUUCAGUCCCGCGCUUUUCACUGCGGCUGCUGCGCCAGCGCUCUGCUGGGGUUUUUCUUACUCUUGGCCACGGUCAGACUAAAACGCGGGCCGUCCGUCGAACUCUUCAGGGUCUGGGUGUUUUUGUCCAAGGUCAUUGCCAUGGCCCUCUCCCCUUUCAUCUUCAACAUGGACGGUAACGCCACGUCGCUGUUCUGUGUGGUCAUCAGCCACGUGGGCGAAGCUCUGCUGAUAUAUUCAGAGAAAGACUCACAACACUGACGAGAAAACGUCCGAUGUGUUAAACAAGUUUGCCUUUUUCACGUUUUUUUACUUCUCCGUACUCCGACAAUCUGCUGCAGAAUAAAAAAAACCUGCUUAUUUAUCGACGGCUGCUCUGUCUCGUUUGUGUUACAGUUUAGCUGCAAGAAAAAGCUGAAGGUAAUCUGAAAAUAGACUGAACAAGAGAAAUUACAUUUACUGUGAAAAUGCAGUGUGAAGGUUU